CGAUUGGCGCGUGACAGAACGAGACGGACGUUUGCGUGGCGGAGAAGGAAGAAGAGGUCCCGAAGCAGAAGACAACGAUCGCCAUUUUUCUUCUGACAUUUACUACUGUAGCUGGAUAGCUGCUGCGGCUUGCACUGCUCCGCAGUGCUUAUCCGUCGUGUGGUGAUUAGUGUGUGCCUCUCUCUCCCCCUCUUCUCUAUCGCUUCCGAAGGGUGAAUCGACGACGACGGUAACGUGGAGAAGGAGAGGUAGAGGAAGAAGGAGACGGUGGUGGAGGGAGCGGCGACGACGACGGGGCGGCGGCGACGGCGACGACGACGGCGGCGACGGCACCUGGAUGGUCACUGUGUAGUGCGCAUUAAGAUAAGAGUGCAGAGAUAACGAUAAGACGAACGAUCAAACGUCAGUGAUAGAUCGUGACGGCAACGGCAGCGGCGACAUCGGUGGCAGAGGCAGAGGAAGAGGAGGAGGAGGAGGAAGAGGAAGAGGAAGAAGAAGAAGAAGAAGAAAAGGAGGAGGUGGAGCAGCAGCAGCAGCAGCAGCAGUUGUGUGACGGGCGUUCUCGCGCAAACGAUCCAGUCAUCUGUUGUGUACGGCGCGAGAAAAGAGAAUUCGCAGUUUUGACGGCCCGUCCGAGAAUAUUGACGAGGUGACGGUCACGGGGAGUCGCGGCGGUAACGACGACGGUAAGGACAAGGACGACGAGGACGACGGCACGCUAUCCCCGCGUACGACGGCCCGUCAACGCGGCAGGAGGCAUCGCUCGUCCAGGUGCCGCGUAGAUUCCCCUCUCGCCCCCGCGACGACGACGACGACGACGACAACGACGAGGUGGGGCAUCGUGCUCGUCGUUGCUAAUCGUAUUGCCGUGCACGGUGAACACGGUCACGCGCCACCGCGUACGUCGGCAGCAGCGCCACCGGGAUGGAGAGGCGAGCCGCUUUUGUGCUGCUGGGGAUGCUAUAUUUAGCGGUGGGCACCCUCGUCACGGUCCAAGCAGUGCAAUAUAAGGGACCGAUGAUCGUGCGCGAGGGACAAUCUUGGAUCAUCGAGUGCAGCGAUUUGAAGAACGAUGAACUCGUUAGAUGGACCAGGAAUGGUCAAACGUUGGAACCUGAGUUGUCCAGUGGUCAGCUAAUUGUCCAUUCAAAGACCGACACCGGUAGCAGCAAACUCUCGGCAUCCCAGGCGACUGAGAGUCACGAAGGAGAUUACAAAUGCACCUCUGGCAGUCAGGAGUCUUUCCACUUGUCAUUAUACUUUGAUAUUAAGAUUAGAGUACUUACGGUCAGAGACAUACCUUUGGUGCUUGAAUGCGCAAACAGAAGCACCAGCGAUAAAGUGAGUUGGUUGAAGGAGAAGACACCAAUAAAACUGGCGUUUGCUGAUAACGAAGAUAUCAUCAGGAUUGAUAAUGAGACUGGUAGCCUGGAAAUUUUAAAGGAUAAGGAGGAAGCUCAUGGAAAUUAUACUUGUAAAGCGGCUAACUCCACAACCGAGUACAGAGUCGUACCAAGGCCAAUGGCGCAUCUGGUUGAAUCUAUCAGUGUGACGGAGGGUGAAAGUCUAUUCUUGGUGUGCGGCGGUAAGCAGAGUCCCGGCGUUAAGAUAUACUGGACCUUUGGGGAUCAAAAUUAUUCGAGUAGCGACGGUCGCGUGAAGAUCACUAAAGACCCAGACAGGGGUAUUCAAGGCGCCGUUCUGACUGUCGAAAACAUCGAGAUGAACGAUCGCGGUAAUGUUAUCUGCAGAAUGUCGUAUAACUGGUCUGAUCCCGUAUUGGAACAUUCAUCAGAGGCCAAGACAUUCCUCAGGGUGAAGGACAAGCUUGCCGCACUCUGGCCUUUCUUAGGCAUUUGUGUGGAGGUUGUCGUUCUAUGCGCCAUUAUUCUAGUGUACGAAAAGAAGCGGAACAAAGCCGAACUUGAGGAAUCCGAUACCGAUCAAAGCCCUGAUACCAAACCAACACCCAACAAGGAAUCCGAUGUCAGACAGAGGAAGUGAAACAGCAAAUAAUUGAAUUAGAACGAUACGAUUAAAGUUGGAGAACGGGUCGUCAUGUGUAGAGAGCUGUAAUGGAAAUCUGUAAAGACAACGGAACACGGCUUUUGAAUGAGAGAGAGAAAGAUGUGUCGUCAUAAAUGUGGAAUAAAUACUGCAAAAUGGACAGCAGCGAGCUUGAGUGGGCCAUUCAUAGUGCGCACCUGUGUGAAAACAGGCUUGUGCAACAGAUGCGUACAGAGCAAGAUCACACAAGUUACUAACAAAUUAAAUUAAGCCUUAUUACGGGAGUGUUCACUCCGUUUAUCAGAUGUUCGCCUGUUCGUAUUCUUUAACUACACUGCUUUAAUCGAGAGAUGUGUCGAGUUAUGUACAAGUGCCGAUGAUGACACGAGUGCGUGCCAGGGAAUGGAGAGUAUGGGUGUGUGAUUGUGUGUGUGUGUGUGUGUAAGUGUGUAUGUCUAUGUGUGUGAGAAAAAGAGAAGGUGGGUGAGAGAGAGAGAGAGAGAGGGAGAGAGGGGAGGGGGGGGAAAUAAUGCAUAUAUGAGUGACAAGCUAACAAAUAAACAGAGAGUUGAAAAAAAGAGAUAAAAUACAGAGAUAAAAUGGUGUACCCAUCGAGCGGGAAUACGAUCGCAAUUACGUCUAAUUUCUUACAAAACGCUUCGAGGUGCAUUCUAACAAGCACUAGUUCAAUCACGCGUUUAUUCGUCACAAACAUCGCUCUAUUGUCUCGCGCGGCGUUUGCAUUCGCGUUCGUGGGUAUGCUACAUAUUAGAUUCGCAUAGAACUCGUUUCUCAAACUUCGCACGUGUGACCGAAGGAAAAAAUUUUAUGGUAGAGCCGAACAUAUGUGCUCGAUGCUAGUUAUAUAAUAAUAGGAACGCGGGCAGUGCGUGCCACAAUUGACUUUCGGAUGUAUGCUCGCGUACUUUUAAAGAUCGCAAGAGAGAAAGAGAAAUUGAGAGAGAGAGAGAGAGAGAGAGAGAAAGGAGGGAGAGAGGGGGAAGAAAAUGAGAAAGGAGAGAGAGCUUAUAUUUGGCGUCGUCUUAUAUUCCAUCGCUCGUGAAGAUAUCCCGGAAGUCUGGCUGCACGCGACGCCGUUGUUAAUGACAUUAAUGUAAUUAAUACUGUAAUAUUAUUGCCAUCGUUACUACUGCUGCUACAUCUAUAGUUAUUAUAAUUAUUACAAGUAUUAUAUCGUUAAUUUUAUCACUA
This is a messenger RNA of Cyphomyrmex costatus, 3219 nucleotides long. RefSeq names its product immunoglobulin domain-containing protein Bsg (gene Bsg). The record is from RefSeq and is a predicted model, not a curated record. Gene Ontology annotation, cellular component: cell surface; plasma membrane. Lineage: Eukaryota; Metazoa; Arthropoda; Insecta; Hymenoptera; Formicidae. Gene Ontology annotation, molecular function: protein tyrosine kinase binding. The coding region runs from base 925 to 2004 and encodes 359 amino acids. Gene Ontology annotation, biological process: signal transduction; regulation of immune system process. The transcript is spliced from 5 exons.